Psilocybe cubensis is the source of this 759-nucleotide messenger RNA. RefSeq lists its product as uncharacterized. Gene Ontology annotation, biological process: mRNA export from nucleus. The record is from RefSeq and is a predicted model, not a curated record. The coding region runs from base 1 to 759 and encodes 252 amino acids. Gene Ontology annotation, molecular function: mRNA binding. The transcript is spliced from 4 exons. Gene Ontology annotation, cellular component: nucleus. Lineage: Eukaryota; Fungi; Basidiomycota; Agaricomycetes; Agaricales; Agrocybaceae.
AUGUUGGCAGCCCAAGAUGAGCGCUUCAAAAACGGUCGCGUUGCAUCUUACCACACGCCCAAGCGUCAAGUUUUGGGGAAUCGCGCCGGGCAUACAGCGCCGGCCUGGAAAGCAAACGCAGCCAGCGUUUCUGGACACGGUAUAAACGGUGGACCAGCAAGAGCCAAGUCUGUGACGGAAACGGGGAGCAGAAUCUUCAUUAGCAUGCUUCCGGUUGAUGUCGGGGAAAAAGAGGUCGAGGAGCUUUUCCGGAUAACUGUGGGGCCUCUCAAAGAGUCAUUUCUGGUGUACAACUCUCAGGGGAGGUCGAAAGGCAUGGCUGUAGUCGCGUUCCAGCGUCCAGGAGAUGCUAUGGUCGCUCGUGCAAAAUACGACGGGAAGUUCGUGGAUGGACGUCGCCCUAUCAGGAUUGAGAUCCUGACAGAUGGCUCGCACCUAACACAAGCUGCGGCAAAACCUUCUCCACCCUCUCUCAUUGAUCGGCUUUCUCCCCCUUCUCCAGUCCAGCAAGCCCAACUGAACGGCACUGCUGCUUCACACCCGAAAACCACCGCGUCUAUCCCAUCCGGACCGCGUCCCACCAAGAAGGCAAAUCCUCCAAUUGCCCAGGCAGCUAGCGCAAAAGCAAUCCCGAUACCACCACGGAAGUUGAAAACGAAGAAAGGCCCCAAACGGUUGAAAAAGCGAGUAGUGACGGUGGAUGACCUCGACAAAGAAAUGGAGGAUUACCGAGCUGCCGCUCCAGGGUUUGAGGAAUAA